This is a messenger RNA of Cylicocyclus nassatus, 4154 nucleotides long. The record is from the annotation of a GenBank genome assembly. Lineage: Eukaryota; Metazoa; Nematoda; Chromadorea; Rhabditida; Strongylidae.
UUCACAAGCAAUUCGACAAUGAUGGCGCCCGCUACCGAGAGUAACCGUCAGUCUAGCUUCCGCAACCGCAGUAGGAUCACUCGCAGCACCUCGUACACGGAUGGAAACAUGAAUGAUGGGAAGUACACCAGCAUACCCUUGUUCGACUUUUCCGAUGAACAGCUCAAGGCAUCUCCAUAUCCCGAAAAAAUCUCUAUUGCUGAGUCCGAGAAGGAAGACCCGCUGUAUGCAAAUUAUAAGUCUAUAUUCCAUCAGAACGCGCGAGAUGGGGACGUGAAAGCGAUCGAGGAGUUGCUGAACAAGUGCCCGAAGCUUGUCGACGCAUACGACUGUGAUGGAAUGACUUCCCUCCAUUAUGCAUCCAAAUAUGGGCACCCAAAAGUCGUGGAACUGUUGUUGAAACGAGGAGCAAACGUCAACGUUACAGCCGAUGAAUUCAGGGGUUUUGGGUAUGCACCUCUGCAUAUGGUGGCCAAGUACGGUCGCUUAGCACGAAAGCCGAACAGCAAGAGAAAAGAUAGAAAAGUGUCAAGAGUACUUGAUUCGUCUGUGCGACAAUACCAUUCUUUGCCAGAAUCAGAUGAUAUUCCCGACGACAUCGACUCCUCUACUGCCAUCAUCAAUCUUCUGGUAAAAUAUGGAGCAGACGUCGACAUCACUGACACAUCUGAGUUGACCCCAAUGCAUCAUGCUGCUCAAAAGAAUAACGAAAUGGGAGCACGUGCGCUCAUUAAGAAUAAUGCUGAAAUCAACAAGACAGAUAAGAAUGGCGUCUCUCCGCUGAUGUUAGCUUGCAUCCACGGUUCUGCUGCGCUCGUUCAUCUACUGCUCUCUGGAGGAGCAGAUUGCACACGUAUGGAUAAUCGCGACAAUACCGUAUAUCAUGCGGCGGCAUUCAGCGGCAAGAACGACACUCUCCAGCUCUUGAUCCGCUUUGGAGAAGACCUUCAAGGAAUGUUGUAUAGAGCAAAUAAGGACGGUAAGACUCCGCUUCUCUUGGCCGUGGAUCGAAACCAUUCAAGUACUGUGGCCAUCAUCCUUCCUCUGAUGCCUAAAGAUCGCCCAGAUAUAGACGAAAUUCACAAGUGGAUGUUGCACACUGCCGCCAGUAAAGGUUAUCGCGAUGUAUGCAAAACGCUGAUUGAGAACGGAUACGACCCCCGUUUGCGCGAUGAUGAAAUGAAGCUUCCACUUCACCAUGCUGCGAAAGAAAACAGUGCUGAUGUUGUGCGGUAUCUGCUUGAACUCGCUCCUGACACUAUCGAUGAGAGCGAUCAAUAUGGCUUCACACCGUUCCUGCAAGCCGUAGCAAUGAAUGCGCUUGAGGCAGUCAAGGUGCUCGUUGAACGUGGCGCCAACAUAUUCCUUAUCGACUGCGACGGACGAACAGCCAUCAUGAUCGGCUCGAAGUAUAAUGCUGUUAAGGUGCUGCUGUAUCUUAUCGAUAUUUAUAAAAGGCAAGAGGCUGAUGAAGGGGAUUCCUGUCCGAGUAUGAUAGAUCAAGUCGAUCACGAGCAAAUGUCUCCAAUGCACUAUGUAUGUAACAAUGGUUACAUGGAAGUGGUCACUCUCUUGCACGACAGUGGCGCCAGUAUUGACGUCUUGAAUGAAGACGAAGCUACCCCUCUCCAUCUCGCAGCAAAUACGGGGCAGACAGCAUGCGUGCGACAACUUCUGGAAUGGGAUAAGAAAUUGGUGUUGUAUAGAGACGAAAAUGCAUGGACUGCAUUGCACUUUGCAGCUUCGAACGGACACGAUGUGACGGCGAAGGUGCUCAUUGACGCGGGUUCGGACGUGAAUGCGCGGAAUUCACAAGGGAAAACACCUUUGGAUCUAGCCGUUGAAGGAGAUCAUUACGAUACUGUGAACGUUCUUUUGGAAAAGGGAGCCGUUAUCGAAAGCGCAAAUGAUGACAGAUGUACCACACCUCUGCAUGUAGCUGCUGAAAAGGGUUACGACCGAAUUGUUGAAAGGCUUCUGUGGGAAGCUAGUCCAGUCAAGAAAAACGAAAAUGGCGAAACAGCCCUGGAUUUGGCAAUUUCUAACGGACACGAGUCGGUUGCACGUGUGCUUGUCGACUCAAGCUAUUGGGAAGAUGUAAUGGCACCUACGGAUACAAAGCAGAUGUCUCGUCACAGCGAAACAAGGACGACACCGAUGAGGCAACUAAUUGAUAAGUUUCCGAAAGUCGCAGAAGUAGUUUUUGAUAAAUGCAUAGAACUGCAAGAACAGCCCACAUCACCAUUGAAAUUUAAAUGCUACUAUUUCAAGUACCUCGACGACACAUACAUGAUGCCUUCAAAAGAUGGAACAGAGCUUACUGCUGAGAUUGAUCCCUACGACGAAGAUGGAAGACUGAAAAGAGAAGCCAAAGCUUACUCAGAUGACUACGAUGUUGUCUACAAGUACCACCCUUUGAAGAUGAUGGCAAAUGCAGAAAAACUGAAACUUCUUUCUCAUCCGCUAGUGAUUGCACUUAUUAAACACAAGUGGAACAGUCUCGGGAGAUACGUCUACUACUUGGCUUUGAUGGUUUACAUCGUUUUCAUGGCUCUUUUUACUCUCUUCAUCACUUAUACUCCUGCCCCUUUCAAUGUGUACGACGCAGAUAAGGAUGCAAUGGUCGAUUUCAGCGCUUACCUUUAUGCGAGAAAUGCUACAUGCGAGGAAGUUAGAGUGGUACGGAAGAAUUGGCUGAUAGACAUCAAGUGGGCAGUGAUCGGUUUAGCCGUCGCUCAGCUAGUCAAGGAGUUGUUCCAGCUGGUCACUCGACGUCUCAGAUAUCUCUCUUUGGACAACGCCAUCGAGUGUUUCGUAUACUCGUCAGCGAUUAUUGUAGUGUCAGAUAUAUCGCCAUGCUCUGAAAAAACUGGACUGAGGAUGAAUUGGCAAUGGUAUCUUGCGGCCGUCUGCGCAUUUUUAUGUUGGAUGAAUUUGCUGCUGCUCAUUCGUAAACUGCCAAGAUUUGGGAUUUACGUUGUAAUGUUCUUCGAUAUCCUUCGGACAUUUUCACGCUUCUUCAUCAUCUUCGUCCUUUUUGUCGUUGCCUUCAGCAUUGCAUUUUUCGUUAUCAUGCAAAAUAGGCCUGAAUUCUCAACCGUACCUUCGGCUGUGCUAAAGACUGCCGUAAUGAUGAUUGGUGAAUUGGAAUUUACCGCAAUUUUUCACGGCGAUAUGCAUGUGCAUCCGGAACGAUUAUUUGGCCCCGAACUCGCUUAUCCGCUGUUCCUUUUCUUCUGCGUCAUCAUGACUAUUCUUUUGAUGAACUUGCUGGUUGGUUUGGCUGUAGACGACAUUAAGGGUGUGCAGGACAAAGCUGAAUUGAAACGAUUGAGUAUGCAGGUGGAUCUCGUAUUACAAGUGGAAGCAUCGAUGCCAUAUAUCCGCAAGUUGACAACGCGCUCGCACUAUUCUACUCAAUUAGGCCUUGUCAGCUGGUGGAAAAAAUUACGCACUCGAUUUGGUUUCAACUACACCGAAAAGGAAGAGGACCUUGACACUAUAGACAAAAACGAUUUCGCUUACGAUAUUCAGUUAUCACUUGAAUCCAUGUUCAAGCAGCUUCAUCAACUACAGGAAAAUAUUGACAACCUUUAUGAACGCCAAGUUCGAACCGAGGCUAUGGUCCGCAAAGUACUUGAACAUAACAAAAUAGACUAUGAGGAAGUCGACUCAGAUAAGCCGACUCGAUGAGUAAUUGUUUCGGAAAUCCUGUGGAGCUUUAUAAUCAUUUCAGUUAUUGUGUACUCAUUUUGAUGCAUGGCCCCUCAAUUGAGUUAUUAUCUUGGUUCAUCUGUAAAGUAAAAACGAUUUUCGCAACAGUGUGUGUGCCAUGACCAACAUCGAAAGUUGCACCUAUUUGUAAAUGUCUUGAAAAUGUCUUGCACGAUAGAAACCAAAUUCCAUGCGCUCAUGAGAUUUGGUCACAUCUAUCGAAUCGCCUUGAAGUUACGCAAAAAAUGCGAUCGGAACCAACCAUUGAAAUUUGUUUGCCUUUGUAAGUAACCUUCGGAUGAUUGAUGAUCAUUUUGAAACUGAGCUUUUUACGCUAAGCAGAUCCUUGUUCUAGAUGAUUAGCGUAAUUGCGUCUUAAAAAGCGAGCCUUCUUUGCCCUUGAUUUGUGGCUGUGUAAUACUGUUUUCCGUAACUUCGUC